AAACCCUCCGCUGCUCGUGCGCAACCACGCUCCCGGUCGUGGACGCCGGUCCAGAAGGCGAACGGCGACAUUGAAUGCGCGAUGCGAGUGCGUUUCGCAUCGUCCCUCGGAGUAGUGUGCUGUUCACGAUCCAUCACCAAACGGCCACCAGCCAAGCUCGCUGCAUCACGUCCCUCGACGCCCAACACUCGCUGUACACAAACACCUCGACUCCCCUCCCUCUCGCCUCUGCCCUUCCCUAUCAUCAGCAGCUGUUCAUUGAUUGCUUCCCGAGCACAUGCCCUUGCUACUCCCACGUGAUAGACAUGAAACACGCGUGAUCUUGUCAGCAGCACCGACAAUGCCCCAGUACACCAUCAUGCACGACCGGCCGUGGAUCGAAGAACCCGGUCGUGCCUCUCUCGCUCCCUCUGCCUCCGUCUACAGCGAGGACGACUACCAAACGACCUACAGAGACUCAAAAAUGCCGGAAGUGCCGCCAUUGAAACUGCACAAGCUGCACCACCAGCAACCUGCCGGCCCAUCCCACAAUGUCGACCAUGACGCGCCGACACGACAGUCCAAAAUGCUGCUCUUCAAGCAAGUCAAGUCCAUGCUGCACAAGCCCUCCAAACUUGACAUGUCCAAAAUUGGCCGGCCUCGCGACAACAGCCUCACCAGAGGGUCCAGCGCAACCGAAGCCAGAAAUGCCUCCGGAACCUCGACUCGAGAUGGGUACGAAGUUCGCAAAAAUUGGUCUGACCGGGAAACUGCGAGUUCCAAGGACGCGUCGCCCGUAUCUGCUCUAAGCGACAUGGAAAAAUCAAUUCCUCCUGGAAGUGGUUGGCGGACGAUCCAAUAUGAAGACCACGACCAAGUCUCUGAAGUCGCCGACUUUGCAUAUCGAAACCGUGGUGCCCCGAGUCAGGUCUCAGCCAGUACUCGCUCAUAUGCAACACCUGACACACCUUGCCCAACGGCCAGACUGUCGAGCACAAAGCGUAAGCCCACGCCGCGUUCUGUUUCCCAGACCGAGAGUUAUUCUCCCGCACUGCAAAGCCCCAGCCCUCCACCUUCACGAGACAACGAGUCCGAGAGUGUUGUCGAGAUCGCGCGAUAUCGCCGCGACCCUGGCAGUCGCUUCAGCUGGACGACUUAUGCAGGGUCAGACAUGUGCGGUCGACCCUCGUUCGACAUUGCAAGUCGUCCUUCAAUGGAGCGACCUUCGACUGGCCGCUCGAUCGAGUCUCAGCCAGCUCGACAACCACCACUGUCUCGGCUACAGGAAGAGCCCACAGUGAGUCGUUUCAGCUGGAGCACAGUCGGUACAGGCGCACCGAACUUUCAAACCCGGCCAGAAUCACCUCCACCCAGUCCACCACCUGCCCAAAUUCCUGCAAAGUACAAGGUCCCUCCAGUGCAAUCUAUUCUCUCCCGUCAUCGACCCGUUCAACGGCAACAAGAACGGGAAGAGUGGAAGCCCCAAUCACGCAAAGCUUCAGCAACCGAUCCCGACACCCCCGUCAUUGCCCGGCUAAAGACUGACGGCAUCACCAACAAUCAGCACCAACAACGCUUCACGACUGACGAAACACCAGGCUCAGCCUCAAAGACUCUACCUCCUUUGCCACCCGACAUGUCAACUUCAAAUACCCCGAAGACACAUCUGGAGGGACUUCUCGCAAAGGAAGAGGAGAUUAUCUUCCAGCGCAAGAACAUUGAAAAGGCCAUUGUUGAGAAUGCCAAAAUUGAAAGUGCGAGCCCACUGGAUGUGACGUUUUCCGAAGUCCGUGCAGCCAAGAAGGAGCUCGAGAGUUUGAGGGCCAGGUUGGAGGAGAUCAAAUUGGAGGAGCGAGACAUGGGGAUUGCAAUUGCGAGAGCCAGGCGGAAGGGGGGCUUUGAUGAUGGUGAAGGGUUGUGGGUGAGGAGAGUGACGGGCUGAAGGGGAAGCCGGGCCUCUUUGACUUCAGAUCAUAAGAGGUCGAGGCCUCGCGAAAUUCGGAUUUGCGGCAUUGAUGGCGUUGGGAUGUUUAUUUUGGCGUGGGAUGCUUGUGCUACAUGUUGUAUGCAUUGCCAACUGCGACAGUCAGUUCUGCUUUUGAGGAGAGGUGCAGAUUGGUCUUUUUGAGUUUCGGCCCUAUUGUACGACAGAGGCAUUCUAGCGGAAGAGCCACGAAAUGGCUUGCAUAACUUAAUGAUGAUAUGACUACUUUGACGAGC
Molecule: messenger RNA, 2199 nt
Organism: Cercospora beticola
Lineage: Eukaryota; Fungi; Ascomycota; Dothideomycetes; Mycosphaerellales; Mycosphaerellaceae
Source: RefSeq, a predicted model, not a curated record